Molecule: messenger RNA, 3167 nt
Organism: Astrephomene gubernaculifera
Lineage: Eukaryota; Viridiplantae; Chlorophyta; Chlorophyceae; Chlamydomonadales; Astrephomenaceae
Source: the annotation of a GenBank genome assembly
AGCAGGAUCAUGCUGUUGUUCUGACCGAAGAUGUUGUAGGUCAAUAGUCGCUUAGACCGCAGAACAGUGUAAAGACGAAACGUACAGGGUCUCGUUUGCAGAAAUUGUACCGAUCUGGAGCCGCUCAGCUUUCCAUAUCUGUGCUUCCAAAAACCGCUUUACCUAAUUGAUGGAGCGUAACUACGUGGGACAAGGACAGUAUUCGAGUAACGGAGUUGCAACCGGAGGUCAAAUGAUUUCUUCGGGUCGGCGGGCGGGUAUGGUUCGGAGCAACACCGGCGAGGAACCACCCAUGGGCUAUCCAACCUCCUCUUACGGAGCAGAACAGGAGCAGCACGGGUCGCACGCCCCGAGGUUCGGCCGAAGAGCCUCCCCCGGAGCCACACCAACAGGCGAUGGCAUGGACAUGGAUCCACCUCGCUACAAUUCCGCCUCAUCCGCAUCCGGAGCGGCCCCAGCAGCGCCGCCGCAGCAGGCGCCCAGCCGGGUCCCCAUUGGUGGAGGGGCCGGAGGCAGCGCUAGCGGCGGCAGUAGCAAGCUGGCAAGUCUGCAGAGGCUGAAGGAGGCGUCCACGGCGCGACUCGUGAGCCGCAUUCCCUCGGGCAGCGCUGCCACUCGUGCCGCUGUUGGAAGCGCUGGCAGUAGCAGCAGCAACCCACCUCGCGAGCAGCCUUCCUCUUCGGGUUACGUCCCUUCCGCCAUGACCCACCAGCCCCCAGCCCGGUCAAUACCCGCACGUUCCAACUCCGGAAAUGGCAGCACUGGAUUUGGCGGCGGCGCCGCAGGCGGCGGAUCAGGCAUGUACGGCAGUGGCGCCACCGCUGCUGGCACGGGCAGCAAAGCCAUGUCAGCUCGGUCUGCCUCCACAGGGGCGGCGGCUACGGCAGCUGGCAGACCCCCCUCUGGGCGCGCUAUGGGCGCCGUUCCAAGUACGACAGGUGCUACUGCCACUGCUAGCAGAACCGCCGGGAUAGGCAGUAGCACUCGACAGCCGCCGCAAGCGCCGCCGGUAGCAAGGCGUGGUUCGAGCGGGGGUGGAGCCGCUACAGACAGCGGAGGGUACGGUCGUGCCCCUGUCCCUGCAGCUGGCAGCGGCGCCUACGGUCGUAGCGGUGGCAGCAGCAGCGCUGCGGAUGACGGCUACGGGUACGGCGGCAGCGGCGCCGCAGGGUUUUCCGGCCGUCCGCCGUCAGGCAGCAGCAGGGCGGCACCUCCUGCCUCAAGCGCCGCAGCAGCCCGCCGUCAACCGCCGCCGCCGGCUGCUACUGCUCCUCCUCCUGCUCCUAAGCCUCAGCCCCAACCCAGCAGAGCACGAGCCGCUCCUCCUCCGCCCCAGCCGCAGCCACCGCCUCAACCGCCAUCACCUGGCUUUAGUGGCGGUGGGGGCGGUUUCGGAGGCGGAUUUGGAGGUGGAGGGGGCUUUGGAGGCGGUGGCGGGUUCGGCGGGGGUGCGUUUGGGGGCUUCGGCGCUGAUGACGACGGCGGGGUUCCCCCGGAGGCGGCAGUCCCGAGUGGCCCGCUUGUGGAGUGCCCCACGUGCGGUCGCAGCUUCAACGAGCAGGCGUACUCCAAGCACGCCAAGAUUUGCGAAAAGGUGUUCGCCACUAAACGAAAACCUGUCAACAUGGCCGCAAAACGCUUGGAAGGUACGGAAGCCAUUAAAUUCUUCGACACGCGCAAGGGAGUGCCCAAAUCAGAAGCCAAGGCGGCGGCGCCGGGAGCAGGAGGAGCAGGAGGGCGAGCUGGUGGCGUGGUGCGGGGAGGGGCUGCAGCGGCUCAGCUGCAGCGGUUGGACGAGCGCCCCCUGCCCGGAUCCAAGGUCCCCAAGUGGAAGGCCCAGUCGGAGCAGCUGAGGGCAGCCAUGUCAGCAAACCGGCAAAUAGCGGACGCAAAAGCCAAGGGAAUGGACAUCAAGGACAUCAAGUUCAAUGCCGGCCCAGCUGCACCCGAUGACAGGAUCCAGUGCCCGCACUGCGGUCGCAAGUUCGCUGAGCUCACUGCGGAGCGCCACAUCCCCAAGUGCAAGGACAUCAUGGCAAAACCCGGCAGGCUGGCGGCGGGGGGCGGCAGGGGCGCGCACAUGCGCCGCUAGUUCAGCGAAAGCCAAGGAAAUAACUAUGUGUGUGCACAAAUGCUCGCAAUCCUGACAAGAGUGGGCAAGGGUUUGCAGAGAUGCGCGCCGCUAGAAGCAGCCAUAUGCGCCUAACGCUCACGUCUCGGAAACAGCGAGGAAAGCAGCAGCAGCAGGAAUACCGCAGCAGUAGCAGCAGUCGCAUGCAUGGCAGUACCAUACGUUGGCAGUCAUACACUGUCGUCCACGACAUGAUUCUAGCCGUUUGGGGGGGGAUAAAUGAUAUGUGUGGGGUGGGGGUUAAAAAGAGGUAACUAAUGAGCUGUACGACGAGGCUUCACCAUGGGGUGUGGGUGGGGGGCAACGACUGAAAAGGGUGAGAGAGCUUGCUGCCUACCUUGCUGCCGGGGGUGGCUCGCGUGGUAGGUGGCGCAACUUGAGGGGAUGUUGCAUUGGCUGCGUUAGCGGGUGUGACCGGACCCAGGGUAGGUAAAAACCUUCCGAGAAACGCGGACGUGGGGGUUUCGGGGGCAAGGUUCUGAGGCCCUGUGACAGUAGCGCUACCGUUAGCGUUAGGGUUGCCCUUCUUAGCUGUGUGAUGGUGCCUCGGCGGCGUAGCUGGUUGACUGGGGCUCGCAACACGGCUUGCGGGUUGGGGCACCCAUGCUUAAGGAGGAAGUACGAGCAGAUGUUUACUGGCGUAGGGUUGUGACAGAAAGCAGUCCAAGAGCUACCUGUAGGGUCUAUGGCUUUACUGACUAGGAAUGGAAGGAACGGACGGGAAUGGGAACAGGACGGGUGGCAGGUGAGGUUGGGUAGUUCUAAACUGGUGGUUACUGGACUAGUAAGCACAAGACCGAGAUGACAACAUGGAGCAUGCGGGCUGGCUGACGGACCCAUGGGUCACAUAGCGUGCCAGUUACAUAGUGUGCACCAGUACGAACAGGGUCCUACAGCAGACAAUAUGAUCGCAAAUCGAUGCCAAACUUUGAUGUCUAUUCAGACACGAAUAACUGUACGACGUCAGAGGUUUAUGAACAAAUGAUUAACCGUACUGCCUACGCGGGUACACACGAAACACACAUUAUUGUACAUA